GACUGCUUCCAAGAACUUCAGCAGGUAAAAUUAGCAAGCAAACAUGCUCACUGGGAAAUUAUAUUCUCUGAAGCUUUGUUGUCAACAGCUAAACCUUGAAGGCAGCAUUUUUGUAUAUGGCCGAAACCAAGAGUGGUUUUAGUAGCGUUUGCAAAGAAUGGGGGAAAAUGAUCAUCCGAGGAUGUCGUCUGAGGAGGAGGAACAGCCAGAGACUCCCACCGGCUCCCCUUGGUCCUGGAUUCCAUUGAUGAAAGAUCCCGGCUGGAUUCGAAAUGUCUGGACUCGCAAUCUGAAUGUCCAAACCAUGAAUUACGUUGGACAGUUAGCAGGGCAAGUGUUUGUAACUGUGAAGGAGCUCUAUAAGGGACUAAACCCAGCCACAUUGUCGGGAUGUAUAGAUAUAAUUGUUGUACGCCAGCCAGAUGGAAAUCUUCAGUGUUCCCCUUUCCAUGUACGCUUUGGGAAAAUGGGAGUUCUACGUUCCCGGGAGAAAGUGGUUGACAUAGAAAUUAAUGGAGAGGCUGUAGAUUUGCACAUGAAACUAGGAGACAAUGGAGAGGCCUUUUUUGUGCAGGAGAUGGAUAAUGAUCAGGAGGUAAUUCCUUAUCAUCUCUCCACAUCUCCCAUUCUGUCUGAGGGAACUGCUUUAAUGGAAGCUCAGCUGAAGAGGAACUCCAUAGACAGGAUAAGAAACCUGGACACCAGUGCAUCCUCACAAGUACCACCCCAAGCCCACGGAUCCCAGCCUUCUACUGAAACAUCUCCAGUCUGUAGCUCUUUGAAAAAAAGGAGGAAAAAGAGGAGGAAGUCUACCCAUAAAAUAGACAGCUUAAAAAGAGAAGACAAUGGAGACACAUCAGAAGAUGAAGACAUGUUUCCUAUAGAGAUUAGCUCAGAGGAUGAAAAAGAACCGUUGGACAAUUCAAGGAUCCCUGUUCCGGAUGUGUUUGUUGAUGAUGUAUCUGACAUAAAGACUCCUGCUGUUUCUACGUUUUCUCAGUCUGCAUCUUACCCUCAUUCAGAUGGAGAAUGGUCACCUAUUCAAAGUAAGCCUAUAGAUUGCACAGGGCAAUCCUGUCUUCUCACUGUUCCAGCAGACGGAGGCCUAUCUAACUCUUGUCCUCAACAAUCUUCUCACUUUUCUCCUCCAGACAGCCCAUCAGGUUCACGCCCUCCUACUCCUCAGAGUGACUCAGAAUUAGUCAGUAAACCUAUGGAGAGGAGUGGACUGAAGAAUAAUCCCCACAUGCACUGGGCAUGGGGAGAGCUACCGCAGGCUGCAAAGGCCAGUUCCCUGCUCAAAGCAAAGGAACCCAGCACGGUGGAUGUAAAUCCUUCUGAAAGCACUCACUUUCGGGUCAUCCAAAGUUCUCCUAUAGAGGAGUUUAACACUGCGUCUCCUCUACCUGCCCUUGGACAAGCAGAUGCAGCAACUGCUGAUGAAAGUGAGCCCUUACCAGCUGAGACAAAUAAGCCAGAGAUAGAGUCUCUAGGAGCAGCUGUGCCACCGUUGCCUGCCAAUGAAGAAAUAAAACAUUCUGCAGCUUACUCAGCCCAACCAGCUGGCAAGACAGAUUCCCCCUCCAGAAAGAAAGACAAACGAAGCCGGCAUCUUGGUGCUGACGGUGUCUAUUUAGAUGACCUCACUGACAUGGAUCCAGAAGUUGCUGCACUUUAUUUCCCCAAGAAUGGGGAUAACGUCCAAAGCAAGAACACGAACGACACGGGGCCGCGGUCCGCCAGCCAGUCUCCGCAGUCUGUCGGGAGCUCAGGUGUUGACAGUGGAGUUGAAAGCACCUCGGAUGGAAUUCGAGAUUUGCCCUCCAUUGCCAUUUCUCUCUGCGGAGGCCUUACUGACAACAAAGAAAUAACCAAAGAAGAAUUCUUAGAACAUGCAGUAUCAUAUCAGCAGUUCGUGGACAAUCCUGGUAUCAUUGACGACCCUAACCUUGUGGUUAAGAUUGGAAAUAAGUACUACAACUGGACGACAGCUGGUCCCCUUCUGCUGGCAAUGCAGGCGUUCCAGAAGCCUUUGCCAAAGGCCACUGUGGAAUCUAUAAUGAGGGACAAGAUGCCCAAAAAAGGUGGAAGGUGGUGGUUUUCGUGGCGAGGGAGGAACAGCACUAUUAAAGAGGAAACAAAGCCAGAGCAAGGUAUGAGUGAGAGUGGUCUUACAGGAGAAGACUCUUCACACCUGAGCAUGGCAAACAGAAUAAAAGAUGAGUCGUCUUCAAGCGAUGAAGACCCUAGAGCUGCCAAACAAAACCUCGGGUCAUUACAAACCAACUCAAGUCAUCUCUCGUUAUUGUCUGGAAUCAGUUACAAAAAAACACUUCGACUCACUUCUGACCAGCUUAAAAGCUUAAAGCUCAAGAAUGGCCCCAAUGAUGUGACCUUUAGUGUUACAACACAGUAUCAAGGCACUUGCCGCUGUGAAGGCACCAUUUACCUAUGGAAUUGGGAUGAUAAAGUUAUUAUUUCUGACAUUGAUGGAACAAUCACACGGUCAGACACUUUAGGUCACAUUUUGCCGACUCUUGGCAAAGACUGGACACACCAAGGGAUCGCGAAGUUGUACCAUAAAGUGAGCCAAAAUGGAUAUAAAUUUUUGUAUUGCUCAGCACGUGCUAUUGGAAUGGCAGGCAUGACCAGAGGAUACUUGCACUGGGUGAAUGAACGAGGAACUGUGCUGCCUCAAGGGCCAGUGUUGCUGAGUCCAAGCAGUUUAUUCUCGGCUUUUCACAGAGAGGUGAUAGAAAAGAAGCCAGAAAAAUUUAAAGUUCAGUGUUUGACAGACAUCAGAAAUUUGUUUUACCCUAACACAGAACCCUUUUAUGCUGCUUUUGGAAACAGACCUGCUGAUGUUUAUUCAUACAAACAGGUGGGGGUUUCUUUAAACAGGAUAUUUACAGUUAACCCCAAAGGAGAACUUAUACAAGAGCAUGCAAAGACAAACAUCUCAUCCUAUGUCAGACUCUGUGAAGUGGUAGAUCACAUUUUCCCUUUGCUGAAAAGAAGCCAUUCUUCAGACUUCCCUUGUUCCGAUACCUACAGUCAGUUCACCUACUGGAGAGAACCGCUACCACCUUUUGAAACUCAGGAUGUACAUCCAGCCUCAUCUUAACUGCAUCUUCAAACUAUUGGCCGCAGCUUAAAGAAAGAGUUAGCUUGUAUUGAAAAGACACAACUUGGCUUUUGCUGUUGACAGUUCAGCUGGAAUCUGUGAUGUUGUGAGCAUUGUAUUCUUUUGCUGUGAGCAAAUUUAGAAAUGCUUUUUCAUACUUUGUCACACUUCCAGAUGAUAAGCAGGAGUCUUGCUAGAAAUAGGAGCUGCAGUUCUAGCUCUUCACCCAGCUCCUCAAAUUGUGUCAUACAGCUUCAUUAUUUAAGGUCAAAUAAAAGUGAAAUGGUGUUGGAGUUGCAGUUCAACAUGCCAUAAA
Messenger RNA from Grus americana (Whooping crane), 3440 nucleotides. It is a transcript of the gene LPIN1, whose product is annotated as lipin 1. The record is from RefSeq and is a predicted model, not a curated record. Gene Ontology annotation, cellular component: nucleus; mitochondrial outer membrane. Lineage: Eukaryota; Metazoa; Chordata; Aves; Gruiformes; Gruidae. Gene Ontology annotation, biological process: fatty acid catabolic process; triglyceride biosynthetic process; positive regulation of transcription by RNA polymerase II. The transcript has 22 exons. Bases 158 to 3124 code for a protein of 988 amino acids. Gene Ontology annotation, molecular function: transcription coactivator activity; phosphatidate phosphatase activity.